AGCAGGUAACUGAGGAGCAUCUUUCUGUUCGCCCCGGGCUAUUUCAACGGUAGACGCGACGAUGAGCGAAUCUGCAGAGACCAAAGUUCCGCGGGCAAACCCUGGGUCGGCCGGGCGUAGCGUUCCAGGGGAGAAAUCGCCCGUCCCGUCCGCACGUGUAGCGGAGGAGUUUCCCACCGAGCGCGAGGCUGCUCACAACACGAAAAGCAGACGACGUACGCACCAUGAUCUUGGACCGAAAUGGCACAAGGAUUACUCCGAGAUUGACCAGCACUGUGGGCGUGUCUUGCUCAUCGACUUCGUGAAGCAGGAUGCCUCGAAAAGCAGUAUACGCAGAGUGGCCGCGCAGGAGAUAUACGAUAUCCAAGACCUGCGUAAAGUCUACAAGAACCCAGAGAGAAACAACGAGGCCAUCCUCCGAGUCUUCCAUGUCCAGAAUGCGGAUUGGGCGGCAAGAUAUCUGCUGCGGAAAUUCAAUAUCCACAACCGGGAUGACCUGGUAGGCACCGACUUUGGCCGGUAUGUCAAACAUCGGCGGCCAGAGCGACGUGGUGGGAAGCCAUUUAUGAGCGGGAAGACGUGGAAAGUUCAGUAUGAUCCGUGGCGGGGAAUCAGUAAAACCUCCUUCUCGGCAGAUUAUCUGAAGCCGUAUGCUGUCCCGGAUCCGAUGAACCGCUGCGAUGACGAUGGGUUUAAAAUGAUGGAGUUGAAUCGUUUUGACGAUCAAGACAAUCCAACUCAUGGCUACGAUGUCUACGUUCAGCGGAUUAGCUGUUAUAUCCAGCAUAAACAGGUCACCGCCGAACCACCACCCUCCGACAUGGACAUAACGAAUCCCUAUCUAUCCGACGCGCAGAUCGAUGGUGCCUUUGGCGAUACUCCGAAGGAAUAUAUUCCGCGAUUGAACACCCUCGAUAAUGGAAACACCGUUAUCAUAUUUGACAAUUCUCACUCAGGCACACUCGACAACACUCUAAUUCCUCCUCGUCAGACAUGGGAGGCUCGAUGGCGCCGGCUGCCAUUCUUCUUGGCUUUUGAAUCUCGUGAUUUGGUUGCUACUGAUGAUGAACUGGCUUAUCACUGUACGCGAAUUAUCCUUGAAGACAUAUUCAAAGUGAUAUCAGGCACAUGGGAUACGCUAUUGGACCUCGCGUACGACCAUGUGAGUAUCUUGGAGGAUAAAAUAUACGAGCAGCCCGCAGACGAGACUCGAGCGCCUGAGCUAUGGGCCAAUUCAAAUCUAUGGUUGAAAAUGGAGAAGUUGAUGUUUCUACAUAUCGAUAUUAUCAAGGAGCUGAAGACGCGGCUGCGGGAUCUCACCGACGACAUGGAGAGAGAUGAUACCUGGCUAGAUGGUACACCGGGGGAUUUUGAUCGGCUGAGCAACCUUAUCACUGAGGAUUUGAUCAAACCUACUAAGAACUUGAUAUCCCUGCUCUAUCAAUCUGUCUCUAUUCGAGACAGUAGACAGAACAUUCGACUUAGCGUUAGCAUGUGGCGUUUGAGUUGGAUUACAUUCAUAUUUUUGCCCUUGACUUUUAUCACUGGUAUCUUCGGCAUGAAUGUCGACACCUUCAGCGAUGAUCCCAGUAUCAAAUGGUACUUCAUAGCAUGCGUGCCGUUUAUGCUUGGUGUUCUCAUCGUAUGGUAUUUUUGGAAACACACACUCACCUCCCAGCGGAACACCCCAUACCGCCGCGGAAUAUACGAAAACUUUUUCAACGAGUUGGCAAAUGCCAGUCCGGACCUAUGGUCCCAAACUGGGCCGCGCAAUUACAUUGUGCCCAAGGGACGUCUCGCGAAGAUCAAAUGGUUCUUCAUAAAGCGUUGGAGUGCCCCCGAAAAGACCAUCAAAGCCGGAAGUUCUUCCUCCCCGCAAGACGAGCUUGGGGUCAUGGCAAGGCUGAAAAGACGCCUUAUCUGGCGCUGGACCUCACAAAUUGCUCGAGCUGAGAGUGCUGAUCAAGAGGCCCUGAGGCUCGAAAGCGGCGAGGCAGGCGCGGAUGAUCCCGCUAGUGAUACAUACUCGAUUGUCGCCGAUGGACUGGCAAAUGCCACCGAACUAGCAGUUGUGCCCGCCGCUCCAGCAAUUGAAACUGUCUUUGAAGAAGAUCGUAAACAGCUGGCAGUACCAACCACGGAUGAACGUCCCAGUGGAGAACGUCGACGGCUGGGCCCGUUAUCGUUCCGAAGCCAUAGCCGAGGAUCUAGCACUGGUAAAAAUAGUAGAAUUUUGAUAGAAGAGGAAGAUUGGCAAUGGUUGAGUCAGUUGGGAAGUGAAGGAAAGGAGUGGGCGCUGCGGUCAGCAAGUUCGAGGGAGAGAAGUGCGCAAAGAAGAGCCACGGAAGAGGAGGGCAGGAAGUCAAAAGAUACCGAAGAUCACACGAGCGCUACAAAAUCUGAUAACCCAGAAGCAGAAAACCGGCUAGACAGGCGACAAAGGUCAAGAAAUCGCCUCGACAUACCUCGAGUGGUCCAUCCAGAUGAAGACGAACCCCAGUGAUAUGAAGACUUCGUUGUUGCCCCUGGGCCAUUCUACGAACCCGGUAUUCAGGCGCUUCAACGGUACAGUUGAAUCCAUGUCCAAUCUCGAGUCGGAGCCCAUCUCCUUUCUUUGCAGUCCUCAAUUUUGAUUUCCAACAAAGGCAUGUUUGUGCCCAAGAGCAAUGACUCUUUCUCCCACCACAUUUUAUCUUUCACACUUUGAAUUUAUGUGCCAUGUAAUUCCCCACGCUUCCUCUGAAAGCAUCUACGACAUUAUAUGCAUGCUAAAUGAACCAUUUAUAUUUUGCGUUUGACAUUGAGCAAUUCUACAGUCUUUCACUUCCCUGGAUCAGUUUGGACAAUGGAUCGUAUGUUCUAAGGACCCCCAUUCGUGGCGUUUGUGAGAUUCCUUUGUUCUUCUUAUAUACUCCAUUGCACAUCAGGUUAACCCACAGGGUCUCAUUUACUGUUUACGACUUUCUUAUGGAAAUCAUCUUUCUAAUUCUUGGUUACUGUACAAAUGCUUUUGAGAGGCGCUUUCUUUUCCCUCUCUUUCACUUCAUGCUCCCUUGACUCUGAUCGACUCGCAAUGGCUUUUAAUAAAAGUUUUCUGUUUUCGUUCGCGACUCAAGCUUUGUUAAAGAUACAAUGGCACAGACUCAGAAUAGAACGCCUUGAUCCUAGUUUGGGGCUUUGGAUCACGGUGUUGAGUGUAUCUAUUGUCUAUCACUAACUUUCUUUCUCAACAAACCCUUUCCAACAUCAAAG
Messenger RNA from Coccidioides posadasii C735 delta SOWgp, 3252 nucleotides. RefSeq lists its product as uncharacterized. Gene Ontology annotation, molecular function: cobalt ion transmembrane transporter activity; magnesium ion transmembrane transporter activity; cobalt ion binding. Gene Ontology annotation, cellular component: plasma membrane. Gene Ontology annotation, biological process: transmembrane transport; metal ion transport. The record is from RefSeq and is a predicted model, not a curated record. Lineage: Eukaryota; Fungi; Ascomycota; Eurotiomycetes; Onygenales; Onygenaceae.